UGGACGCUCCAGCCUUUCUCUCUAUGGUAAGAAACCUCAUCACAGGGCGCCGGCGUCGCGGCUGCUGGUUGGGUGGCAGCGAGUUCGGGUGGGAGGAGCAGGAGCGGCGCCCAGAGUAUUCCUAUGCAUAUUCAGCUUAUAUAAAGAAAUGACCACACAGUACAGUAUUCUCUUCAAGCAAGAACAAGCACAUGAUGAUGCCAUCUGGUCAGUUGCAUGGGGAAAGAAUAAAAGAGAUGGUUCUGAAACGGUAAUCUCUGGAUCAUUAGAUGAUCUAGUGAAGGUCUGGAAAUGGACUGAUGAAAAAUUAGAUCUACAAUGGACUUUAGAGGGCCAUCAACUGGGUGUGGUAUCAGUAGAUAUCAGCCACACCGGUACCAUUGCAGCAUCCAGUUCCCUAGAUGCUCAUAUUCGUCUGUGGGACUUAGAAACUGGCAAACAGAUCAAGUCCAUAGAUGCUGGUCCUGUUGAUGCCUGGUCGUUGGCUUUUUCACCAGAUUCCCAGUAUCUUGCAACAGGAAGUCAUGUGGGAAAAGUGAACAUUUUUGGUGUUGAAACUGGAAAAAAGGAAUAUUCUCUGGACACUAGAGGGAAAUUCAUCCUUAGCAUUGCAUAUAGUCCAGAUGGAAAAUAUUUAGCCAGUGGAGCAAUAGAUGGCAUCAUCAAUAUUUUUGAUAUUGCAACUGGAAAACUUCUGCAUACGCUAGAAGGCCAUGCCAUGCCAAUUCGCUCAUUGACGUUUUCUCCGGAUUCCCAGCUGCUCGUUACAGCUUCAGAUGAUGGCUAUAUCAAAAUCUAUGAUGUACAACAUGCAAACUUGGCAGGCACACUAAGUGGUCAUGGAUCCUGGGUAUUAAAUGUGGCAUUUUGUCCAGAUGAUACUCAUUUUGUUUCCAGUUCAUCUGACAAAAGCGUAAAAGUUUGGGAUGCUGGAACAAGGACCUGUGUUCAUACCUUCUUUGAUCAUCAGGAUCAGGUCUGGGGAGUGAAAUACAAUGGAAAUGGUUCCAAAAUUGUAUCUGUUGGAGACGACCAGGAAAUCCAUAUCUAUGACUGUCCAAUUUAAAUAUGCCGAGUCAGGCGUAUUGGUUAAUUAUGUAUGUACAGGUUUUCAGGAGUACUGCACUUCUCAUAUGUUGCCACUUACUUAAAGAUGCUUCUGAUUAUUUUGUUAAUGUGAUAAUAUAUUUUAACAAUGCUGAGAUGAAUCUUGGACUCUAUUGACACAAUAGAAAAAUCAAAAUAUACAGAAGGUUUAUAUGUAUCUUUAUCACUUUACAUUUGGCGUGAAAGAACUCUACAUUUUAAAAUAGAAGUUACUAUUGUAGUUGCAUAUAACUAAACUACUGCUUUCUCUUAAGCAGGCUCAGGUACGUAUUUCCAAAUACAUACUGUUCCAAGGUGAAGUAACUGCUUACUUAAGCUACCUCCAUAUUUUUCUCUCCAGAACUAUAUAAAUAGAUUUGAAUCUGAAAUUGUUGACUGGCUCUGGCUGAGACUUAAUUUAAGAAACAUUACUGGCUCUUAAACCAUCUAUAUGUGUCAGAUAUGGCAACCAGCAUGCUGGUUGCUAAACAGUUGUCCUGGUGAUGUGGGACAGGGUCAUUUAAGUUGAACAUAUUCUAGCACCUGUGCUCAAGGCACAUGGUUCACUAGUCAUAAUGUAUCAACUUUAAAUUAAAAACAACCACCCCAAACUUAAAUUUAUAUUCUCUUUUUACUGGAAGUGUAUUAGCUGUAAAAGUUAUAACCCAUUUCCUAGCCCUGUGUCCUGACUGUGAACUGAUUCUUGAGAGGGGGUGGAAUUCAAUGUGACACAUGGAAAAACAUUUCCUCAGUGUUCCAGUUAAAAUUCAACUUUUUUUUUUUUUUUUAAACCCAUAAAACCAAACUGUAGAGGGAAAGUUUCCUUUCAUGUCAGUGCUUAGAUGACCUGUUUCUGGGAGCUCUUGUAAUACAGUCUCAUUGUAGGGCAUAUAGUAGGUAAGCUAUUGAUGCAGAACCUCUGGAUUGUUUCAGCUUCAAAUUUCCCUCCUGCAGUAGGUUUUACUAGAGGUUUUUUUUUUCAAUUCUAUCUCAAUGCAGAACAGUUAUAUACAAAGUAAACCAUUAAUUUCUUGCAUUCUAAGGUUGAUGCUACCAUUUGCUACUUCUAUAAAAUACAGGCUUAAUUUCACAUUUUCCUCUAUCAUAUGUCCUCCAGACAAGAAGUAUGUAUGGUCAUAUCCUCUGUGUUAACUACCAGUUUGAGGAAAUAAUAAACAUUUAAAGGUGAGAUACUC
Caretta caretta (loggerhead turtle) is the source of this 2282-nucleotide messenger RNA. It is a transcript of the gene SKIC8, whose product is annotated as SKI8 subunit of superkiller complex. Gene Ontology annotation, cellular component: Cdc73/Paf1 complex. Lineage: Eukaryota; Metazoa; Chordata; Testudines; Cheloniidae. The record is from RefSeq and is a predicted model, not a curated record. Gene Ontology annotation, molecular function: protein binding.